Molecule: messenger RNA, 965 nt
Organism: Arabidopsis arenosa
Lineage: Eukaryota; Viridiplantae; Streptophyta; Magnoliopsida; Brassicales; Brassicaceae
Source: the annotation of a GenBank genome assembly
UAAGAAGCAAUAACCAAACAAAGCCAAGCAAAGCAUAGAGAAGAGACUUUGAUCUUAAGCUUUUUGAAAGAGUAAAAAAUGUCUUCAAAUGAGUUACCUUCUUCAGCUCAAGCCAUCCAAGAACAAUUCCUUGACGGUUUUGUCUCUAGAAAGCUGCUUCUGCACGACCCGUUUGACCACAACACUCAACGAGACUUUGCGGUUUCACCAUCUCCUCUCAUUACCCAUGUGAACAAGCUCAGUGGGAAUGUUCUGAUGCUUCUCUCAAUCCUCAUUUGUAGCAUCAUCUGCUGCCUCGGGCUGCAUUACAUCAUUCGUUGUGCAUCCAGACGUUCUUCACGUUUCAUGAUUUCUGAGCCUAUACCUAGUCAUCCAACAACACGGGGUUCAUCAAACAAAGGAAUCAAGAAGAAAGCUCUUAGAAUGUUCCCGGUCGUGAGUUACUCACCUGACAUGAACCUGCCGGGGCUUGAUAAAGAGUGUGUCAUUUGUUUGUCGGAUUUUGUUUCCGGUGAACAGCUCAGGCUGCUCCCCAAGUGCAACCAUGGAUUCCAUGUUCGUUGCAUAGACAAAUGGCUUCAACAGCAUUUGACAUGUCCGAAAUGCAGACACUGUCUGGUCGAGACAUGCCAAAAGAUAUUAGGUGACUUCAGUCAAGCUGAUUCAGUUGCGGCAGAACCAACAGAAAUCGUAAUUGUAAUUAUUGCUCCUCUAGAACCUGAAGGAAGAGUAAUCACUAUUAGAGAAAUCAGCUAGAUGCAAAGAAAGGCAGAAACCAUCAGUAAUUCAGAAUUUGUCCUCCAAUUAGAUAAAAGAUUUGUACUUCUAAUUUUUUUAUGCCUUUCUUGUUUGCCUGUAGCACAAAGUGUAUGCAGAGAGAUUAUGUCUCACUUUUCAGUAGCAUCUCACGAGUCCAUCAAACUUCUCUUUGUAAAAUUAUUUUUACGGUGGAAUGUGAAUUUUGC